AUGAAUGAGCAACCCUCACCUGUCUUCCAGGAGAAGAAACCGUCGCUCCCCGCGGCCGGGGGCUCCGUCUCGGCCACCAAGGAUUCCCCGACCCUGCCCGAGUCCUCGUCCACAGACAUGGGCUUCUACAGCGGCCAGAGUGCGCUGCACUGCUCGCAGGAUUUCUACCCGGCACAGCAGCCCUACUCAGCCCAACACAUGAACCCCUACGCAUAUCACCACUAUAACCUGAACGGGAUGGGUCCCGGCGGCGCGUACCCCGUCGGCAAGGCAGAAUACCCCUACCCUCACGCAACUUACAGAGAGCACGGUGCGUUCGGCAGGGAGGCGCAGUCGGCGGUGCACGACGCUGUGAAAGAAGAACCAGACAUGGAGGUUCGGAUGGUCAACGGGAAGCCCAAGAAGGUGCGCAAGCCACGGACCAUUUAUUCCAGCUACCAGCUGGCAGUCCUGCAGAGGAGAUUCCAGUCGGCCCAGUACCUGGCCCUGCCGGAGCGGGCUGAGCUGGCCGCACAGCUGGGCCUCACACAGACGCAGGUCAAAAUUUGGUUCCAGAACCGUCGCUCCAAGUUUAAGAAGCUCUACAAGAACGGAGAGUUUCCACUUGGGGAAAUUUCUCUUGAACACAGUCCAGGUGCCAGCGAUUCCAUGGCCUGCAACUCUCCUCCGUCCCCAGCCGUGUGGGAAAACAGCAGCAACAGGAACAGUAACAACAAUAACAACAACAACAACAACAACAGCAGCAGCAGCAGCAGCAGCAGCAGCAGCAACAACACAAACAGCAGCAGCGGCGUCAAGAAUAACGCAAUGCUGGAUGCUACCAGCAGGGGGCAGGGUCCCUAUCAGCCUGCAGAUGAUUCCUCGCCCAGCUACAUGGGGGAGUAUACACACCAGAACUGGUAUCAGCAGCAGAGCGCACAUUUAGGUCUGCCAUUGUCAGGCCCGACGCACCACACACCGUCAACAGCACAGUCAGCCACACAGAGUAUGGGGGCCGUUUACUGAGACCGGGACUCUGCUGAGCUCUGCGGAGCCCUGCGCUCAAAAGCCGGGGGGAAUUUUUGGAUGAUUUAGAGUGCUGUUGUGACCAAAAACACCUGACAGCGAUCAUCAGACACGAGUCAUGACUGUAAAACCUGACACACGUGUUGUAAAACAGGCUUUUCUGCAGUAAAUGUGGAUUGAAAAAAGCGCUGGCCUCA
Molecule: messenger RNA, 1202 nt
Organism: Xiphias gladius (swordfish)
Lineage: Eukaryota; Metazoa; Chordata; Actinopteri; Istiophoriformes; Xiphiidae
Product: homeobox protein Dlx3b-like
Exons: 3
Coding region: 1-1005 (334 amino acids)
Biological process (GO): embryo development; epithelial cell differentiation; regulation of transcription by RNA polymerase II
Molecular function (GO): RNA polymerase II cis-regulatory region sequence-specific DNA binding; DNA-binding transcription factor activity, RNA polymerase II-specific
Source: RefSeq, a predicted model, not a curated record